GGUGGAGGCGGCGGCGGUGGUAGCGGUGACGGCGGCAGCAGGAGUGGCUGGGCGAGCUCCCACCCUCAAGCAGCGACACGAGUGAGGACCAGGGGAUCAUCACUGCUCAGCCCCAAGCCCUGGCAUGUGGCCAGCUGAAGUUGCGCAGAGUUUCUCAAGUGCCAGUUCCCCUCAGGACGGUGGUGGUUUCGAGAGACAGCAGGCCAAAGCGGGAGGGCAGAGGCCAGGACUUUUGCAGGUUCCUGUGCCUGCCAGCGGUUAUGUGACCAACAGAUCUGCAGGUGGUGGAUUUUGCAAGGCAAGGCCAACAUCGCAAGGGAAGGAGGAGAGUAAUGCAUAUACCGAAUGGAACAGAAAUAUGGCCAAUGAAGGUGGCACUAGGGAGCCACACUAUCAAGCAUUUGGCAGCCCUGUUGCAGCUCUAGGGCGAAAAGGACCAAGUAGUUCAUUGACCAGUUAUGGACCAGGAGCCACAAAUAAAUUUAAGUCCAAUUCUGCACAGUCUUGCACACCAUCUCUGUCCUCUGCUAGAAACAAGGGGUCAAACUCCAGUGGUACAGGAAGAGGCAAUGGCAUGGGCUUCAAUUCUAGAGGAAGGAGUAACGUGGGUAGCAGUGUUGGAGGAAGGAGUGACAUCAGCAGCCCAAUGUCAGGAAGGGGCAGUAUGGACUAUCAAGCUACUGGGCAGGGAGGAACCAUGAACUCCAGUGUUAGAGGAAGGGGUGGCAUGGGCUCCAGUAUACACCAGUCUUACCCAUCUACAUCACAGGGCAACGUGCAGAUUAAAAAUACCCCACCUGGUCUACCUGCACGUCAGAGGGCCUUGGCAGCUGGCGACCACAGCAACACAGUUGGACAAGGAAUGACUACGAACUGGGGAUUGAGCCAAAGCGACUUAUCAGAUUAUUCAUUUUUUGAUGAUUCAGACUUCACAAACAGCAAUUCAGAGCAGCCAGCAGAAAAGAGGAUGCCCACAGUGGCCGGCACGAGGGCUGGCUCCAAGCUGGUGACCAAGGAGAGGACGGUGCGCGUGCUUACGGCCACGGUGGAGAGCAUGAAGCACUGGAGCCAGUACAGUCUACACGUGCCCCUGCUGUUUGAGCUGUUCGCAACUUUGGAUUCUGCAGUUGCACCAAAGGAGAGAUUUGCCAAGGUCUUUACCCUUAAGGAUGGGCCUCACGCCAUCAGAUGCAUAUUCUAUGAAACUGACCGCGAGCUCCCCCGGCUGACACGAGGCUUGCUGCACCGGUGUGUGGGCCGCUUUGACCAGCAGCAGGAGGUGUUCCAGUGUUUCUCCAUACGCCCGGCCUCAGCAAUAGAAAAAGACACCUACCUAACACUGGUCAGUGCUGCUGACUACACCAUGCAGCUGUUUGUAGCCAAUUUACGUGAGCCGUAAUCUACACUUCCACCACCCAUCCGCACCAACAGCACAUUGUACCUUCUGUGGUACCAAUAUGAGUGCCACUUCUGGUUUCCACCAGGAUGUCUUCUUAUGCGUUUAGAGUAUUUGGCUGCUAUAAAGUUCCAUGUGAUAACCUACUUUGUUGAACUUCUGAAAAAUAACUAUAUAGCUCAGUGGUCCUUACCUGGUUAAAUAAAAAUUGUUUAGUUUAGUUUUAUUGAGGUAGCUGUUAGGAGCAUUCUACAGGUUUUCCCGGGACAUUAAUAUUCCACGUGUUUGUCAAUUGUGUGAUAAUUCACCAGCAUCUAUAUUUAGUUCUCCCCUCUUGCGGAAUUGAGAUGUUCUUCCCACAAUAUGUGCCAGUGUUUUAUACAUCAGAGUUGGCAACACUACCACCUGCACUUGCAGCAUCCAUACAAUACCAAACCCUCACACUCUCCGUCAUCCUCGCAAAGUUCAUUGUCGAGUGAUUCUAACCACUUGGCAACAAAUGGGCAAAAUUUGUAAUGGAAUCUUCCAUAAGCAUGUUGUGCCAUUUGUAGGCAUCUUCAUCGCUUAUGGGCAUGAUAGGUUUAGUUGUUAAAUUGUUUAUGUUUUGUUCUCUGUAACACUGCUAUCAGCCGCAUCGGGCAGUAAGGUAAAUAACAACCCUUGCGUAGGAAUGUUGAAGCAUGUGGUUAAUAUGGCGAUGAAUUUUAUUCCAGACUGACACAAUAUGGGCUACUCUUGCAGAUGGUACCAUACCUAGAUCUAUGUCAGGUAGGCAUGUGGGAUGUACUUUCUUGUAUAAUUUGAAAUUCUGCUAAAACUCAUUUUGCUAAAUCAGGCAAGCAUGCCAUACAUUCAUAACUAUCUUUUUUUAUCAAAUUGCUGAGCGUUUAUGAUUUUUCUUUCCAGCUUGAGUUAAUUACAGGUCUCGGAGUGUUAUUCGUGAAGUGUUUUCCUCCUGCCUUUCCGCCCCGUUUUGACAGCAUGGCAGCUGAUUUUUUUUGCAAAAUGAACCCAAUUCUGCCACAGGCCGCAUGAAUGAUUAAGCCAAAAUGGGCUAAGCUAGGUCAUAGUUAAAGGUUUAAAACACUGGACUUGCAAUGCAAAGAUCGCCCAUUUAGUUAACAAUGAGGAAAGUUUAUCAAAUCCCCCAUCUGGCCACCCAAGUGUAAAUGGGUACACCACAGUCCAUGGCAGGUCGUGUGCGGUUAGGUGAAGUGUGGGUACGCUCACAUCUGGUCAGUUUGGAAGAGUAAGCCCAGCUAUGCUCGAGAGUUCGCUCGAGUGGAGGCCUUCCCGCCAACACUGGCAUUAACAAGCAAUGUGCAGGGCCACACGUUGACCUUUUAACUGAUGCUAGCAGCUAAUGCGAGGCAGUUCACAGCAUGAUUGGUUGGCGCUGGCCACAGGUGGAGAUUGCUAUUGGUGGAUUCCCCUCAACCUCCCCCUUGCUAUUCUGUAAAACAGCGCUUGCGGAGCUGAACUUGCAUUUCACCCAAUAGCAUUCCGGCUGACUCGUAUAUAUAGCAAAAAAAUAAUCUUAUACAAGAAUAGCACAUUUAACUGGCUCCCAAUAUUCCGUUCUGUGUGGGAGUUCACUACUUGUAAAGACAGCACGUAAGCCCUAAAUCGAAAUAAUGGAAAGUUAUGUGCUGAGCUAAUGGGGUAGCAGUCAGUCUGCAUACAAAUAAUUCCCAGACUCAUUAAAGUUUGAAAAUGUGCAUUGAUUUGUUAAAAAGGUUCCCUUUUGUGUAUAACUGCAUAUUGCAAGUCCUAAGUGUUAACAUUUGUACAUUUUAAGUACAGAUUAUAUGUGUUGGUUGUGGUGUUACGUUAAUGUAUUAUUCACUGAAAAUUAAACAAGUUGUCCAAAUAUUACAUAUGUUUGAAAUCGUUUAUUACCGUAUUAUAAUUGUAGGUA
Messenger RNA from Petromyzon marinus (sea lamprey), 3314 nucleotides. Lineage: Eukaryota; Metazoa; Chordata; Hyperoartia; Petromyzontiformes; Petromyzontidae. The record is from RefSeq and is a predicted model, not a curated record.